AUUUUUGGUCCAUGGACCGUUUUAUUAAUAAUAGACUGUAAAAAAACAAAGCUAAGACAAAGCCAAUGAGUCUAAAAGCUGAGGCCGGGUUCAAAAUAACCCAACCCAUUACUAUCCUACCAACAUGAAUAAAAGACCUCUUAAGCUGAGAAGAGUGUUCUCUACACUUUCCUAAAAGUUGUUUGUUUCUCUUCCCAAUGUUGCAUGCCGCUUAUCGUUGGAACUCGUAACUUGGUUGUCUCCUCCUCUGGUUCGCCUUCACAUUUGUUCCUAUUAGUGUUUCUUGGAGACUCCAUCUAUUAUCUUCACUGUUACAAGGUAAGUUCCUCUCAUCUUCUUCCUCUUUGUUGUUUUUCUCUCCUAACCCUUUCCAUUUUGUGCUCUCAGGUGGUGGGGGGUCAUCCCAAAGGAUCGAUACGUCAUGCUUGUGCUUAUGUUGCUUCGGGCUGCCUACUCUCAAGUAAGGUGGAUGUGAUUAACAACAAGAUGAGGGCUCCAUGGCAUGUAAAGCAUAUUACGGAUCAGAUCACUCAACUUUUCGGCAUUAAAAUUUUUGUUUUUGUUCACACUUUUAGAGAGGAGAACACAUUGGUUGAUCACUUAACUAACACUGGAGAAGUCACCAAAAGCCAUGCUAUCUACUAUGAUUUUGGCUCACUUCCUAGUAAAGUCAAAGCAAUGCUGAUGAUUGAUCAACAAGGCUUCCCACACCUAUGAAUCAGGCCAAAGCAAAAUCAUUUUGUGAUUAAUGAUGUUAACAGUUCUCACGUAUAGAGUUGGUACAACUCUUUCUAUUUUAUGCAAUAUCUCACUCAUUUGUACCCACCCCAACUUCACACUAGGUGGAAUUUUUAUCCUCCCAAGUGUUAUAGUGUUUGUAACCAUAGGUACAUAAGAAUGAUGUCUCAUUCUUGAUUUGGCUCUAGAGGCAAAGGUCUAUAUCCUCCUACACAUACUUUAUUUUGUUUUUAUAAUAAAAAGGUUGGGGCAGUACCUUAACCCCCCACCAUUAGUGGACUUUUGAAA
This is a messenger RNA of Solanum tuberosum (potato), 1026 nucleotides long. RefSeq lists its product as uncharacterized. Lineage: Eukaryota; Viridiplantae; Streptophyta; Magnoliopsida; Solanales; Solanaceae. The coding region runs from base 205 to 717 and encodes 170 amino acids. The record is from RefSeq and is a predicted model, not a curated record. The transcript is spliced from 2 exons.